CAAACAGUACAUGUACCCGUCCACAUACAAACCCCUUACCGGGUCUAAAAUUUCAACGGCCGUCCAGUGCUGGCGUUACACGCGACGAUUUCCCUCUUCCCUCUCUCUCUCUCUACUUCGUGUCUCAGAUCUUAAAUUCAUCCAUUUCUUCUUUGAUCCGGGUUUGUUUUUGCUUUCUACUCUCUUUCCACAUCCAUGGCUGCUCCUCCUGCAAGGGCUCGAGCCGAUUAUGAUUAUCUCAUUAAGCUUCUCCUCAUCGGUGAUAGUGGUGUGGGGAAGAGUUGUCUUCUUUUGCGUUUUUCAGAUGGUUCCUUUACUACGAGUUUCAUCACAACCAUUGGCAUUGAUUUUAAGAUAAGGACCAUAGAGCUGGAUGGAAAAAGGAUCAAGUUACAAAUUUGGGAUACUGCUGGUCAGGAGCGGUUUAGAACAAUUACUACUGCUUACUAUCGCGGAGCCAUGGGUAUUUUGCUUGUGUACGAUGUAACUGAUGAGUCGUCAUUUAACAACAUUAGGAACUGGAUUCGUAACAUUGAACAACAUGCUUCGGACAAUGUUAACAAAAUACUGGUUGGUAACAAGGCUGACAUGGAUGAGAGUAAAAGGGCUGUCCCCACCUCAAAAGGUCAAGCUCUUGCAGAUGAAUAUGGCAUCAAGUUCUUUGAGACUAGUGCCAAGACGAACUUAAAUGUGGAAGAAGUUUUCUUCUCAAUAGCUAGGGAUAUUAAACAAAGACUCGCUGAUACUGAUUCAAAAGCUGAGCCUCAGACAAUCAAGAUUAAUCAACCAGAUCAGGGGGCAGGAGCUGCUCAAGCUGCUCAAAGAUCGGCAUGCUGCGGUUCUUAAGCAAGUCGCAUCGAUGGGAUCUCAAGGGUACAUUCUUAAGGAAUCAUUUGUGGAAACUAUCGAUUGGUCGGUCAUGUCACAACUAUAUCAGUGCCGCCUGCUUGUAUCAGUUCUCAUUAUCAUAUUUUUUUCACCAACUAGUGCUAAUCUCAGUGUGAAUGACAACAGACAGAUAAUCCUUAUUUGAGAAAUUAAUUAUAUAUUAGUUGAUUUUCUACGAACA
Molecule: messenger RNA, 1069 nt
Organism: Cucumis sativus (cucumber)
Lineage: Eukaryota; Viridiplantae; Streptophyta; Magnoliopsida; Cucurbitales; Cucurbitaceae
Product: ras-related protein RABE1a
Exons: 9
Coding region: 196-846 (216 amino acids)
Biological process (GO): regulation of exocytosis; protein secretion
Cellular component (GO): plasma membrane
Molecular function (GO): GTP binding; GTPase activity
Source: RefSeq, a predicted model, not a curated record